Fusarium vanettenii 77-13-4 is the source of this 1527-nucleotide messenger RNA. RefSeq lists its product as uncharacterized. The coding region runs from base 1 to 1527 and encodes 508 amino acids. The transcript has a single exon. The record is from RefSeq and is a predicted model, not a curated record. NCBI's taxonomy places the organism in Eukaryota, Fungi, Ascomycota, Sordariomycetes, Hypocreales, Nectriaceae.
AUGGACACCCAAGAAAUAUUUCAUGUCUUUAUGGAUUUGCCAUACGACCUAAGAUAUUAUAUCUAUUCUCUUGCCACACCCCGCCGGGUCGUUCACGUCGCAGAAGGGCCAAUGAACGUCUCAGAGAAAGGGACUUGGCGAAAAGAAGGUUACGACUCGUAUUUCGAAUAUGCCUUCGACAAGUUCUACAAUCAGAUGCUGGACGGCUCGCCAAACUUCAAUUCCAGAUUGCACCCUGAUUUGGCAAAUUUCGCACACAAUUGGCGACAUCGUAUCCCAUGGGCGUCCCGUCGGUACGAACAAACGAGCUUGGAAGCUUAUGGCUUUUCUUCAAAUCGACCCGUCUAUCAGCCAUGGCAAACAUCAACUGAUGUGCCGUCGAUUCCAACGGACUGGCUCAUGGAUUUUCCCGAGCUUGCAUUCGAGUUGACUCGCGAAUCAGCACUGUAUAGUGCCGCAGGAAUUCCAGUAUUUCUACAUGUAUCCGUUGAGUCGCGACAAGCGUUGAUGCAAUGGGGCUAUCAUCUUUCAUUUGCCACACGCACAGCCGGACCGAGGACAUGGUUUCAUCCUAAUAGAGAUCGCCUCUAUAUUCCUCAUCAAGUCAAUUCUUUCCCUCGACAACAUUGGUCACGAUAUCUUGAUCAAGAGAUGCCAGUUCCUUACCCGUGUAUUGAGCCGGGAGUCCUACUCUCAGGAUGCCACUGGGACAUAGGGCAAUACGGUGUACAAGACUUGAGACACGUCAAGCAUCUCAUCCUUGGGAAUGGUGCAGAAAUUGAGGAUAAUGACGAGCUUGCCAAUUAUCUGCAGAACAUUCUUCCACUUCUUUCAAAUCUUGAAGAAUUGUACUUUGAGAAUUGGUCCACGAAUGAUAUAAUCUACUGGUUUGCGGACACUCAAAUCUCACCCCCUGUUAAUGCACCUAACGUCGAGAGCUCUGCCGUUUGCAUACCGGCUGGAGAUAUUGAUGUGUUAGGAAGUGUUUACUGGGCUGGCGGCGAUCCAUAUCGAGAUUGGCCGGGCUCUUUACUAUCCACCGGGUAUAACAAUGAACAGUUCAAUCGAUAUAAAGAAGCCCACUCCGAUUCUUAUCACGAUGGGAAAGCCUAUGCACUUGAGGCAAAGCUUCAUUUGUGGCGUUCAAGAGUUACUUUGGCUCAGAAUCAAAAACUGCAGAUUCCUACUAUUCGCCACAGUCAUCUGUGUCCUGAGGCGUUAGCGGAAAGUUUAAUAGUGCACCGACACCGUUUUUGGAAGCUUUUCCAAUCUCUUGACGACGACUAUAUACAGCUACCAGAUUUCAGAACUACCUUCUCCAAGUUGAAGGAACUUCCUCGCCCGUUCCAGAUACAGUGGCAUGAUAUCUUAUAUGCAGGAAGGGAAAUGGAAUGGUCAGAGUACAUUUCACUGGUUCAGCGGUGGAAUUCGGGAAGCUUUUCGCAUGAUUGGGUUUACCCGUGUGCACUUCAGGCUUGGUAUUUGAACCGUUUUGCAAUCAGCGAGCCACAUAUGACUAUCCUAUAG